UUCGUCUUUUAAUCUAUUUUUACAUUGCGAAAUACUUUUUUACUUCCUCCUUGUUUACAAUCUUGCAGUGGUCUACUGAACAUACAGAACAGUGGCAACAUUUUUGUACCAUGGCAUCCCACCAGCCAGGCUAUUUGGGUUAUGGCGCAGCCAAUCAGCUGGUGCAGAAAGUUGAGCUGAGAGUGUCUUGUAAAAACCUGCUCAACAAGGACGUCACAUCUAAGUCAGAUCCCUGUGCUGUCCUUUACUUCAAGGAAGGAGGAAAGUUCCGAGAGUUUGCAAGAACAGAAAAUGUGAAAAAUGAACUGGAUCCCAAGUUUGUAACACCUUUCAACGUAGAAUAUCACUUUGAAGCUGUACAGAAUAUCAGGAUUCGUAUCUAUGAUGUCGACAAUUCAACAGAGGAAUUGAGCGACGAUGAUUUUCUUGGUCAAAUUGAAUGCAGCUUGGGACAGGUGGUUUCAAGUAGUCCUUACACCAAACCUUUGCAAAAGAAAAGUGGAGAAGUCCUCACGAACAGUAUCAUUGUUAUUACUGCAGAGGAAGUCAAGGAGGGCUGUGAACUGGCUAUGAUGAGGUUCAGAGCUAAAAAACUGGAUAAUAAGGACUUUAUGGGCAAGUCCGAUCCUUUUCUUGAGGUCAGUGUGCCUCAAGCUGAUGGGAACUGGCAGGUCAUUCACCGUACUGAAGUGGUCAAGGAUAAUCUAAAUCCAGAGUGGCGCCCUUUCACUGUGCGUGUUCAGACCUUGUGUGGCAACGAUCCAUCUCGUCCGAUCAGGUUCAGCGUCUUUGACUGGGAUGGAGAUGGCUCUCAUGAUUUGAUUGGAAACUUCACCUCAACUUAUGAAGAGCUGAAGAAAGCAAUUGAUUCUGAGGUCACAUGGCCUUGCAUCAAUGAAAAAAAGAAGGAGAAGAAGAAAAGCUAUAAAGACUCAGGAUCUGUUUCACUCUCUACUUUAAAGAUUAAAAAGGAGUACUCCUUCUUGGACUUCAUAUUUGGAGGGCUCCAGAUUAACCUGACAUUUGGUGUAGACUUCACGGGUUCCAACGGCAAUCCCCGUCAGCCUGGGACUCUGCACUUUAUCGACUUCCAGAAUCCUAACGAGUACAUGCAGGCAAUCAGGGCAGUUGGCAAUGUGCUGCAAGACUAUGACUCUGACAAGCUGUUCCCAGCCUUGGGAUUUGGAGCUGGGAUACCCCCUAACAACCAAGUCUCUUUUGAGUUUCCACUCAACUUUAAUCCCCAGAACCCGUUCUGUGCUGGCAUCCAAGGAGUGCUAGACACUUACGUCAACUGUAUGCAACACAUUCAGCUGUACGGCCCCACCAACGUGGCUCCCAUCAUUCACCAUGUUGCUCGCUUUGCCGCUCAAGCACAGCAGUGGGAGAUGCAGGGAAAAGGAGCUGGGAUGUACUACAUCCUGCUGCUUCUCACUGACGGAAUUUUGUCGGACAUGGGCGAUGUCCGUAAUGCCAUUGUCUACGCCUCUGGCCUGCCCAUGUCCAUCAUCAUCGUAGGUGUGGGUCUGGCAGACUUCUCCGACAUGAACCAGCUGGACGGGGAUGACGGAGUCCUCAAGUCGACCAGCCGUGAACCCGUCAAGAGGGACAUUGUUCAGUUUGUGCCUUUCAGGGACUUCAAAAACUCAAGCCCGGCGGAUCUGGCUCGGCAUGUCCUUGCGGAGGUUCCCAAGCAAGUCACGGGCUAUUUCGCGAUGAGAGACCUUCCCCCCAACGUGGUGCCCCAGGCUGGGCCCCCUCCUCCAGCCCAGUAAAUCAAUGCACAGACGCUGCGGGAGUCUAUGUUGACAGAUAAAAGUUGUAUUAACACUUAACCCUUAAUGUGUUGUUAAUGUCAAAUGAUAUAGAUAGUAGCGCAAAAGUCAGGAAUGGUCUAAAUUGUGUCUAUUGGGACGUAAAAACAUCUACCUACAAUAGCAGGACAUUCAACUUUUGACCCCAAAAUAGAGUGGAAGUUUGAUUAAACCAUAAAAAUAUUGUCCUUGACGGGAUUUGACUUUGUCAGAAACCGUGAUACAACUCUCAGCCUUAGACAAGCCUUGUGAUAUAGUUCAAAAUUGUUUAAAUGUUGCACCAUUGAAACACUGCUAAAAGGACAAAGCAAACUCUUACAAAGUAGAGAGGUAGCUGGAGAAAGACGUUUUUCCAUACACAUCUUAGCACCGUUGUCACUAUGGACUGUGAAGCGGUAAGAAUCAUUUAUUAGAAAGUACAGGUACUGAAGAGGGUUUCAAACUACCGACUUCAGAAAAUGAAUACUUUGUCUCGACGAAUUUCCACUUUUCAAAAAACCUUUUUACUGUCAAGUGGGACCUUUUUGCUAUGAAUAGCCAGUAGUUUGUACAAAUAACCCAUUAUUAUUACCCAAGAUAACCAUUCUUUUAAAAUUUAAAUCGACUAAAUAUACUAGUUCCUCCCUCACAUGCCUCCUAUCACUAGUCACCAUGAUGGCUUCUUUCAUUCGUUGGUGCUCCACACCUUGCCACGACAGGCCUCUAUCUUCCCUGGUCUCGGCUUUCAUGUACCAUUUCAUGAAGUUGUAGACCUUUGUUGGAUUUUACAUUUUCAAUGUAUGAUGUUGGAGGCAUUGCCUGAUUUGUCUUUGCCUCUACUUUGCUCUGUAGCACAUUUGCCGUCAAGUCCGUUUUUAGAUUUCUGUUUGCAUGACCAAGGUAUUUGAGUAUCCCUUUACUUUCAUUUUUGCUUUAGUUUCUUUUAACACACUGGGCUGACUUUCUCCAACUUCUUUGUGUUUUUCCUCUGACCUGUUUUCUCUACAUGGCAUUAAGCCAGGUUGUUGUAGAUAUUUCUCAGUCUCAUUACUGCGGGUAUUUUUUGGUCUUCCGCUUUUUAUUUUCUUUGUUGUUUUUUUUAUGAUGCCAUACGAAAGUCUUGCAUUCCUUUCUCAGUAUCCCCCAAAAACAUGGUAGUCUUUCCUGUCCUGCAUGAUUUUUUAAAUCCCAUUUGUUAGUGAAUUGUCAAAGCAGGGUUUCUUUUGGUUAUUCUUUCUACAAAGCUUACGCAAAAUGUUUAACUUUCCCCAUUUCAGGUUUAUUUUCAUUGCCAUAGAAUAUUGCUGUUGGUUAUAAAGUACAUACUUAAAUUUUGUUGUGUUCAUGACUUAAACAUUCAUAUUGACUUUAAAGAGUCAUAAAAGGCAUUGCAUAACAGAAUGGGGGCAUAUUACAUACUCAAAAGAGAACUUGAAAUCUUUUUCUAUUGACAUAUAGAUUUUGAUAAGCUUAAGAGAAAAAUCUAUUUUAUAAAAGGCGUAGCAUGUUUUACCUGAGGUUUUUUGGUUCUUAAAAGAAAGAGAAAACAAGUUUGUAAUUUUAAAAAAUGGAAGGCCUAGCCUUUUUUCUCUUUCUGAAACAGUUGAUUGUGUACUUUUUUUGGUGCUUUUUGCGGAGUAUGAACUGUUGACACAUCAGAAUAUGGGAUGAAAAAUUUUCUGUUCUGUCACUGGUUCUUCAUAUCUCUACUGUUAGGCUGUAUAGAAUACUCUUCGUUGCAUUCUGAACAUUUAUAUCAACUUUACUUUGUUAUCCCUUUUGUUUUGAGUGUAUUUGAAUUGUUGCAGUAUUACCGGAGGAACGAUUUUGGGGAAGGGAAUGGCGAGAAAUUUUUUAAUGCUGUUGAAACUGCGAUUAAUGAUAAAAAGUUUUAUGCCACUGAUUCCAUGUUGAUGAGCAAUGUUACUCUAAAGUGCCAUUAUUGCAACAUGUGGCAAUGUUUCUCUUUGGGUUACGAUUUCUUCAAUCAAAUUGUAAUUUGAAAAGCUUUUUUCAAACUAUCAUACGUCCAUGGGUACUCUACAGGUAUUUGCCAUGGUAAAUGCUUAUUAUUUUUUAAUUCAACACCAUUGUCACUUACAGCAAUUAUGUGUUCAGCUUUGUUGGUUUUUCGUAAUUGAUAUUCUGUAUGUAUUUCCAUCUGAUUUUCUUGGUUCCUUUUUGCUGGUCCUUUUUCUCCUGCUUACCUCACUCAAUUCAGUUUUUUUUACUCAUUGAUGUCUUUUUUAAUGAAAUAUACUACUUAUAUUUUUCUCGCCCUCUCAAUGUAUUCUUAUUUUUCUUUCAGUAAGUUGUUUUUAAAAGUGAUGUAGCAGUUUUUGGUUUUUUUUAGAAAUUCGCCUUUUACAUAUCAUAUCUAAACUUAUCCUGUCCAGAAUUAUUAAGAAUUUUACAUCGUUGCAUUUUGAGUAAUAUACUCUACAUUAUCCCAGUACUAAAUAUUUUGAAGUAUGCAACAGUAAUACUUAUACAUUACACUAUAGUCCUUUUAAAUUCCUUAAUCGUACUGUUUCUUGGUACAUGCAAUUUCUUCAAAUCAUUGGAAAAAGCUGUCAGUAUACAUGCAGAAAGUUUCUUUGUUUCUCCCUUGCUUCUUACUUUCACUAAUGACCGUUAUGCUCCUGUAUGCUUUUCUUUAUCUCAACAAACAAACAGGAAUUAUUUGCUCCUGUAUGCUCACAUAACUGGCCAGUACACCAUUUAGUUUCAUAGUCCAGUCAUCAUUGAUUUAGUUUGUAGAGCAGAGUAUACUCAGAAUGGAAGAACGGAAGUAUAGGUUUCUUUCUCUACAGUGGAGUCCACUUAAUCUAAACAUGGUCAAUCUUUUUGACUAGCUGGUAGUCUUUAGUACUUUAUUCCAGAGUGGGCAAUGUACUGAUACUGGACAAGUUAGGAAGAAAAAGGCAGCCUUUUUCCGCCUUAUUAUAUCCUGUCCAGGUCAGUUUUGUGACCACUUUUAUGAAUUCAAUAGUGUCAACCUUUUCAUACAAGUAAAAGAACAAUCGUGAUGGUUAGUUUUGUAUAGAUUUACAUGGGUGAUAUUUACUUUUAUAGACAGCCUUACUCUUGGAUACCAGGUACAUUCCGUGUGUCACAAACUGCUGAGAUAUUAUAGUGUGAUGAUAUUUACCAGAUGCUGAUAACUUUUUGUUAUGUUUUGAUUCUAUAACCUUACUCUGUGCUAUACUUACACAUUUAGCUCUUUUUGAGAUCUUUGGGUGAUUAUGAAAAUAAUGGCUCACAAAGAUAAUGACUCAAUAUUUCUGAUGUGUUCAGAAGUUCGAUCUUAGAUUAAAGCUUUUUCUAUGUAAAAAAGAAAGAAAAAGAGAAGACAUUGUAAUCUGAAUAUUCUGAGGUGGAAUUUCCAUUUAUAUAAAAGUGUUCUCUAGCAAUAAUCCUAACUCUUGAGGACUGCUGCUGUUCACUUUGAUGUGUGACAUUUAUUAAGGGGGAAUCAGGUCAGUUUCAAGGUCGACAAUGUUGAAUCUCAACUUCUUUCUCUUACGUAUUAUUUAUAUGGUUUUAUUUAUUAACUAAAGCCUUAAAGUUCUUUAAUUCGGUGCUGAUUUAUUGUCUAUUAUGUUUAUAUAAACAGCUGGCAUGAAAAAACUAAGACACUUUUAUUAAUGCUUUUUUAAAUAGAUUUUUUAAAAAAUAUUUUGUAGUCAUUUAUUCUUGGAAAUGCAUUCUCCUCUCAAUUUGCUGUUUCAUUAUCUCUUAAAUCAUUUAUUUAUGUUUGCAUUAAUUGCCUUUUCAUUUUAUAUACAAGUUGCUAUAGUUAGAGUGAUGGAAUAUAUUUUAAUCAAGUAACUGACUUUAAUCUCUGACUGAGAGCAAAUUAAAGAUAGAUCUAAAUAAUUUAUAACUUGAGUCGUGGUGUUAAAUCUUGAUUUAUCCUACUAGUGAAAUUGCCAAGUUGCAAUCACGAGUUUCAGCGAGUGAUUACAACUGGCAAUUUCACAAGUAGGAUAAAUCAUGGUCAAACAUCAUAACGAGUGUAAUAAAUAUUUCAUACCAUACUUGCACCAGCUGGCGAAAUAGAUCCGGAAAAAGAAAAUUCAAAUAAUGAGCCAAUUCAACAUGAGGAUCCAUUCAAGAUUCUCAAAUGAAAACAACAUUUUCAUGCCCGUCGGAGUCAGAGUUAGGAUUUUUUAAAAUCUGGAUUGUUUUCCUUUAUUUUUAGCCACGCUAAUCUACAUGUUGCGCUAUCCGUAUGCCUCUCUCCACGAAAUAAACCCAAAAAGAAACAAGAAUAAAUAGGCAAAGCAAGCAGAAAACGUACGAUUCAAAAGUUGGAAAAUUAAAAAAUUGCUUUUAUACAACCUGUUGUCAUCUAGCAUUGCACUGAAAUACAUGGCCGUACUCUGAUGUAAUCCUGGUUCACUAUGGUGCGUACUAUUUGACUCAGUAUGGAACAAAAUUAAGGGAAACAUAGAGAGUUGUUCCUACUCUCUAUUAUAAUAACAGUGGGAGACUGGUGUUUGGCACUUCAUUUGGGCGGAUAUGGUGAGCAUGCUUUGCAGUAACGUUUUUACAGGGGAAAAGAGUGGCUACCAUAACAUUGCACGGUCUAGGAAUAUUAUGAUUCAAGUCUAUACGCUUCUUAAAGUGACAGUAGGUUAGAAGGCGAAUAUAGUAUGCAGAAUAAUUAAUGCAAUUUUAUAUUUCAUGUGUGAGAUAACAGCUUAGCUUCUUUUUCACGUGGGAAAUAUGAGGAUUUAUUUUACCGGAAGUGCAAUGCUAAAACAUUCAUGCUCAACCCACCAAUGGUGAUCGCCGUAUGAAAGGAGAGCCUUCAUGACCAAGAGGAGACAGACUCCCACACACUCAGCACAAUAAAAGAAAAGUGUGUGUGGGGGCAAAGGGAAAAAAAGUUUUCUCCGAGGAGUGGUCAGGCGUGUCUCAAACCAGCUCCUCAUGGAGACAAUUAGCAGGAAGACCAUGGGGUGGACGCUGGAAAGGAGAGAUGAGCAGCUUUGGACAUGUGCCGCCUGCUAUGAUUCUAGCUCUGGAUCCAAGUAAAUCCAAGUAAUGCUAAAAGAACUCCAAGUAUGGUAUAAAAAAAAAAUUAAACGCUUACCUAUUUUGAUGAGAUCUCCUUGAAGAUCAAAAAUCAAUGCAGCCAGGUUUAUAGAUUUUUUUAAUGCAUGCUAUUAUAAUAUACCAAACUUCAUAGAACUUUUAUUGCUUUCAUCGGAGCAAAAAAGAGUUUUGUAGUUUCAAGGUCCCUUAACUUACCAUAGAAAGCCCUUUGUUCUGUAGUGUCACUUGUUCAGUUGUAGAUCUUGGUUUGUUUCUCCUCAUCCAUGAGCCAUGUGGCUUGCAAACAUCAAGUAAGUUUCCUUGUGUAUCUGAAAAAAUUUCUGUCUUUAUUAUAACAAUUGGGUGCCCUGAUUUGUAUUAGAGCCUUACAACUACUUUAUGUCCCUGCAGCCGCCUUUUUGUGUCUCUAGGAUGCUUUAUGUAUGUUUAAAAAAAACCCAGAUGGAACAUUCGCUGUGCUUUUUGUUUUGUUUUCAAAGCCAUCGUACAUUGAUUGAAUUAUAAAAUGCAUUUCUGUAUAAUUGCUCUCGAAAGAAUAAGUAACUAUUUGAUUAUUUUCAUUAUUUUUUUUGUAACGAGUAUGAGUAUUUAUUAUCUUUGCAAAACUAACUAGCUGUUACUUUAUCUAUUUUGGGAGUUAUGCUGUUCUCGCCUCAGAAAUUUCCCCUUUUGGAUUGUUAUUUGUGAAAGGCCCACUGCUUCAUAGCAGAUUCUUGUCUGUAACAUUUACUUUAGUCAAAGAUGAUUAAAUCUGUGAAUUGACCAAAUUGUGUCUGUCAGAGUGUUGAACUGAUACUAAAUCUGUGUGCAAACAGAAAGUUUUAAACUUCUUAAAGAUUUGUAUAAAGCAAUGAAUUUCCCACAAGUACAGGACUUAAAGAAAACACCUGCGACGUAUGGACUUGUGUAGGGAUUGCUGUAGACAUUACCUUCCGGUGAAAUUUUUAUUAAUUGCAAGAAAUAUUACCUUCUGGAGAAAUUUGUGUUAACUGCUAGAAAUCAAUUUCUUACAUUUUGAAUUUAUUCUUUGUUCUGGCCAAGACACAGAGAGGCUGUCUGAGACUGACUCCCAAAAUUGUCUAAAAUUUCUCUGAACUGCGCUUAUUUUACAACUGCCUUUUGAUGGAUUUAAUACAACAAAAAUUUCAUGCAAUCUACUUCUGCCGUGUAUUGGUUUUUUUUGUUUCCAAGUGUCUUUCUUUAACAGAGUGCAGAGAAUUGAUUAUUUCCUUGGUUUCACUGCCACAGACUUUGUAGCGUGCAUUGUCCUAAUUUGCAGCUGACACAACAGGCUUACUGUUGUCUGUUCUGCAUCCAUCCCAGUGCCAUCUGCUAGGGCUAACAUGUACUUGUAGGUCCUUACAAUGUUUUUGCAAGUACUCAUUUUUGUUUACAUUGUUAUAUAUAUUUACUGAAAUGUCUAUAUAUAUUUGCUUCAAAUAAAUAUAUCCAUCUGUUCUUACAUCA
Molecule: messenger RNA, 8324 nt
Organism: Aplysia californica (California sea hare)
Lineage: Eukaryota; Metazoa; Mollusca; Gastropoda; Aplysiida; Aplysiidae
Product: copine-3
Exons: 14
Coding region: 111-1775 (554 amino acids)
Biological process (GO): cellular response to calcium ion
Cellular component (GO): plasma membrane
Molecular function (GO): calcium-dependent phospholipid binding
Source: RefSeq, a predicted model, not a curated record